UGUAAUAUUUGUGUGUGUGUGUUUGUGUAUGCGAGGCUAGGAGUUGAUGGCGACGGGGACGGUGUUUUGUGUUAAUGAAUAAACGUAUGAAUUGCGUCAAAAUUCACGGGUUUAUUUCAAAGUUUUUCACGAAUUUACCAUUUGGAGAAUUGUUUUUUUCUUUUGUGAAGUGUGUGCUUGUUAAACGGCUUGGAUUUAAAGGGACAAGAAAGUGGGCAUCGCGAUGUGCCAACGGCGUGGCCUCGGUGAGAGUUGACACCUUCGGGCAUGGGCCUCUAUUUUGAGCUUUUGCUCCACGAGAAAGGCGGACCCUCGUAGAAAAAAAAAAAAAAAAAAAAAAAAAAACGCCGCAUCACGAAGAAAGAGGAAACCGGUGCCUUGAGAGAUCAUCGUGCAGAAAUGUUGCGAAACAAUACUUCAUUAUUCUCUUUGGAAUUUUCAACAAAAUUGAUACUAUUGUUAUGCAUUGUUACAUAAUUAGACUUUUGGAUAGAAUGCAGAAUUGUUUAAUUAUACGUUCAAGGGAAAAUUUCACUAAAUCAAUAGUGUCUGUCACUCCCCUAAAUUUGCACGUUUGUAGAAAACUGAUGUCUAUUAUUUGCAAACAGCACAUGAACGCUUCUUUGAAGAAGAAAUUAGUAUUGAUUCAUCAGAUUACUAUGUAUAUUGCGGAUUAUGGGAGCCUUAAUCAUUUAUGAUUCUUCAGAAACAUAUAUAUAUCAAAUGAUAGUAUAAUAUAGAAAAUUUAAAUCAAAUAUUCAUCUCUUGGACAAAUGUCCGUAAUUCAUAAAAGGUUUGGACCAGCCAUGUCUUGUAGGCGGCGUCGUGAAUUGAAAUUCACUAUAGAUAGAGAAGACGUACGCGAGAAACGCGUUAGAUAGAAUGAGUGGACCUCGACAGAGUGAAGCUCGUAGCUUCAAUGAAAAGUGUCCAAGGCCACCAGUUCCUGGAGGAGAAACAGAAAAGUUUACUGGCGCUUGUAAUCUUCAGAGUCCAGCAUUAACACCAAGGCGUUCGUCUCUCGUCCGUCCAUCGAUAUCUAGUUAUUAUGAUGCUUCCGCACCUUUGGGCUUUGAACCAGAGGGUUCUUGUGGAAAAACCAUCAUGGAGAAUGAUCCACGUAUACCAUGUCUUCAAUGGGCAAAAAAUCUCCACAAUUUGCUACACGAUCCUGAGGGUCUUGAACUUUUUCGCAAAUAUCUUGAUCAGGAAGGGAGACCACACGUGAAUCCACUUAAUUUUUGGUUCGCGUGUGAAGGCCUUAAAAAACAACGAGAUCCAAAACAAAUAUAUGAACUUAUCAAACUCAUCCAUGGAAGGUUUUUCGUCAAGUCACAGCUACAAAUACCGGAGGAAGUGCGAAAGGAGGCAAAUCGUAGAGUUAAGGAAGGUCUAGUCGAUAAGCAGGUGUUCAAUGUAGCGCAAUUACAAGUUGAACAUCUUAUUAACGAAACGACAUAUCCGAAUUUUUUGAGGUCCGAUACAUACUUACAGUAUGUUCAAUCCUGCCAAAAUCCUGAUCCUGGCGGUUGUCCAAGUCCAGGAUCAAGUCGUGAAAUGUCCCUUUCUUGUGGGCCUAAUACGCUACCAACAUUAUUUGAAGACAGCGAAUUUAUAAGCUCGAUGCAUGGCCCUCAUACAGCAAGUUCAACGUCCAUGGAAAUGACUAGAGAAGUUAAAUUAACUGAAGAAGUUCUCAUGCGUACGCAGCAGGUCAGAGCGUUGGACUUUAAACGGAAACCGGAAGCUUUUGCUGGCAUUUAUUUACAACCUGGAGCUAAUCCCUACCAUGUAACCAGAAUGCACGCUCAAUAUUCCUCAUACAACCCAGUCUCCAGACAGGAUUCCGAACUGCAAAGUGUGAGCAGCGAUGCUCGCACUGAAUCUGAUACAAUGUCACUUAAUGGCUCGUCAGUGGAUGGAAUGUCAAUAGGCAAAUCGUUUGCAAGUAAAAAGCAGUACAGUCGACAACAUCGAGCAAUGAAGGAGAGUGCAUCGAAGAAUCGUGAUAAUUUGGAUUCAAUGAUACCGCGAACACAACGAUUGACACGUGAUGUAAAUCAACCACAAGAUCCUGAAUCGUUUGCACAUCGAUUGAUACAAAAAUUGGAAAUUGUCAAACGACAACAGGAGAAUGGUGAGAGAUUAAGUCGUCAUUUACAGGAUCCAGAAAUGUCAUUUGGAGGUGAUAUGGAUAAUGAAUUAAGUGGACAAAUAACAACAUCAACAACGGCGACUAAUCUUGGUGAUGGUCGUGGUAUUUUUUUCACUGAUCAAUUGAGACAAAAUCUAUUUAUUGACGACGAUAACGAUCAAGCAAUUCUCGAUCAACAUGUCUCGCGUGUUUGGGCUGAUUCAACACCGUCAAGAUCGCCACAUGGUUUGGCAUCGCCGCCACCUCCACGUUUACCCGAGAGACGACGACCGCCACACGUUUAUUCACGAUCAAAUAAACCGCGACGGGACAAAGAUGUUUUCUCAACUUUCUCCAUUGACAGUGGUAACAUUCACGAUUUCCCCGAAGGAAGCGAUCUUAUCGGCGCUGGUUCCAUGAGUUCACUUGGCUCGCAUUUGCCUAAAUCUAAAUCCGUACCAUCCGAUUAUGCUGAUUCCCUCCAUAAACAUGAUUUUUACUUGCAAGGUCGUGAACAGAGAAUCAAGAAAGCAGAAAUUGCCAGGCGAUCGACGACAAAAAAAUCAUUGACUGAAUUAACUGAUAGUGGAGUCAGUGUUCUUAGUGAGGCAUCGUCAUUGCCUCGCGAUAGACGUCUUCUUUCUUGGCUUAAAGACGCUGACAAAGGAUCGGACGUCAAAUAUGUUAGACAACAAUUGAAUCUUUAUGGUUCUCGUAGUGGAUCUUUAGAGAGAUCAAAUCAAGACAUGCUCGCUCCUGCUCAACCGUUUGUGGCUGAUCCUGGAAUGCCACCUCUUCCUCAGCCGCACACUGAUACACAACUUGAAGAAGCGAAAAGAAGGUUACUUCCUUUAAUGGAAGAUGAUCGAGGACGUGGUGGCAAUAGGCAAAGAUAUCCUGGCAAUAAACAAAUUUACGAGCAAUCGGCUCAAAGUCCAACUUGCUCUUAUUCAAAUCAAUCGACAUUGAGAAAAACGAAAAACGAGGAAAAAGAUUUUACCACAGUUGUGUUCAAUUUUUGCGACGAACAAUAUCCAUAUAGAACAAAAAUACCAGGACGAAAUAUAACUUUAAAGCAAUUUAAAGAAAUUCUUCACAAAAAGGGCAGCUAUAGGUAUUUCUUUAAAACAGAAUGCGAAGAUUUGGACGUAAAAGUAAUUCAAGAAGAGAUAACUGACGAUUCUGAAAUUUUACCACUUUGGGAAGGUAAAAUAAUGGCUGAAGUUAAAUCUUUGGAAUAAAUUUUGCUUUUUUUCGAAAAAAGAAAAAAAACAAGUAAGAAACGUUGCAAACAUUUUUUACUAAAAAGAAGAAAUGUGUGUUUCAAAAAUACUUGUUUUAAUUAAUGACGAUAUUUUUACACAUUCUCUGUAACAAUUCGAAGAAAAUCUUUUUUUUUUUUACUAUAUUUUACGACAUGUAAAGUAAAUGAUAAAAAAAAAUAACUAGGAAUCGAGCAAAAAAUAAUCAGGGUAUCUUUUUUUUUUGUGAAUAGAAUUCAUUUUUGUACAAUUUUCUCUCAAUUCUGAUAAUAUUUAGCUCUUAGAUACAAUUUACAAGUUCGAUCUGAAUUUAUCGGUUGAGUGUAUAAAAAAAAAAAACAAAGAGAUUUUUUUCUCUCUUUUUAUAUUUUACAGAACUUUUUUGUAAACUUGAUUUUUUACAGAAAAAAAAGGAAUAAUGUCUGCGCAAUUGAGAUAAAUGAUAAAUUGUUAAUUUUUUUAAGGAAGCAAAGAAUUAUUCAAGACUUGACUGUGUACAUAAUUGUAAUAGUAAUUUUUCGUAAAGAAAUCUUCAUAUAUUAUUAAUGGAGAAUCGAUAAUAGACUGAUGUGCGACUGCGAUUUUGUUUUUUAAUUUACGAUUCGCGGCCGCUCAAAACAGUUAAAUCUUUACAAAAAGAAAUGAAUUAAAAUUUUCUUCCUUUCGAAGACUUCCCAAUAGUUUUCCAAUCGUCUGUACAAAGCGCCUGAGUAGUUUACCGCCUUAAUAAGGUCUGCGUAGACCCUAGACUAGAAUUUAAAAAAAAAAAAAAAAAAAAAAACGAAAAAAAACAAGUUUCCAUUGUUCAGAAUGAAGACAAAAGUCGAUUGGAGUCAAAAAAAGAAAAAAAAAUCGUCUCAUGUCUAAAUCUGUGCGAAGGUACUUGAAUUAUAGGGAAAAAAAAUUAUUAUUACAAAUUAGUUUGUAAGAAUAAAGAUAUUAUGUAUAUUAUAUAUAUCAUCUGGUUCUUAUAUAUAAUAUGUAUAGUAUAAUAUAUAUAUAUAUAUAUAUAUAUAUAUAUAUAUAUAUAUAUUAUAUAGAAAGCGAGAGAUAAUUAUUGAAAAUAAAAAAAAAAAUGUAACUUACGAUUCAUCGUGCCGCCAAUCAUCGUUGACAUUGUAAAAUAUAAUCAUUACACACAUUUAAAAAAAAAAAUCGUAUUUGAUACGAAAUAGACUGAAGAUACAUGAACAUGGGAUUUGCGUUAGAGAAAAAAAAGAGACGAAUACCGCGGAGGAGGCAUUAGCAUUUAGAACGUAACAAUGUUUUAUCAGGUGCGGAAAAUUGUGCCUUUUUAGUGGAGUAAGGUUGAAUAUUAAGCCUAAAUGAAUCAAAACAGAAGUCAAAUUUUUGACUAUGUACUCGAUAAAUUGAGGGUCCGUUACCGAGACGCCAGCCGUGAUCAUGCAUAAAUUAUUGACAUUUUUUUUUUUUCUCUUGCUGUCAGUGUACAUUAUUAUUUUACAUAUGUAACUCGUUUUUGGAAAUUGCGAGUUAAUAUUUUUGAGAAAAGAAUUUUUUUUUCCUAAAAAAAAAAAAUUCCAAAAAAUGUAAUAAUUCUUCUUUUUAUUUGUGAAAUUGAAUUUAAAGAAAAAUUAAUUUAUACACAGCAAUGAGUAACUAUAAAAUAUAUUCUAGUAUUACAUAAUAGAGCAGCAAAGCUACUCUAUAUUUUUUUUUUCUUUUUUCGAUUAGUUUUAAGAAUGCCUAGAUCUUGGAAUUUUUGCUAAAACUUAUAGUGUGUUGUAUGAGAAGCUUUUUUUUUUGAGCGCGAUGUAAUUAUUUAUUGUUGGGCGUAAAACUUCUCUUUAAUCAAAUAAAAAAAAAAAAAAAAAAAAAAAGAACCGGCAAUAUUUACUAAUUAUUCUGUACACUGUAUAGGACAUUUUAAAUGAGAUUUUUUUUUGUUUUCUUUUUUAAGCGAGUAUUUCACGGAAGUCGGCACAAUUUCUCAGAGCGGUCUCUCCGUGAAUGGUAUUUUGUUAAAAUCUACGCUAUCACCAAUUGUCCGCCUCCCUGAAAUAAUAUACUAAAUUAAUGUAAAUUUACAGAAACAAAAAAAAAAUCAAUUUGCAAGAAACUUUAUUAUUUUCUAAUUUAAGAUUUUUUAUAAAUUUAUCAAAAAAUUUAUUUUUUCGGAUUUAAAGUUUCAGGAGGCGGCGCACUGCAAAUAAUUGAUCUUUUUUUUUUAAUCGUAAUUAAUUAUGAUUAAUUAAUAAAGUGUUCCUGUACCUAAUUAAUUAUUAUUAUUAUUAUUAAAAUUAUUAUUGUAUAUCAAAAAGUAUUCAAAAUAAUAAUGCGAUUUUCACUGGA
This is a messenger RNA of Leptopilina boulardi, 5709 nucleotides long. RefSeq names its product axin (gene Axn). The transcript is spliced from 10 exons. Gene Ontology annotation, biological process: negative regulation of canonical Wnt signaling pathway. NCBI's taxonomy places the organism in Eukaryota, Metazoa, Arthropoda, Insecta, Hymenoptera, Figitidae. The record is from RefSeq and is a predicted model, not a curated record. Bases 883 to 3375 code for a protein of 830 amino acids.